AUGGUGAAUUUAUCUCCUGAUGAUCUCGCAGAUAUGACCGAAAGAUUCGAUAUUAACAAGUUAAAUAACGAAUAUGGAGGUCCAGUGAAUCUAUGCAAAAGUUUAAAUUCAGAUCCUCAACAAGGAUUAAAUAACAACCAAGCACUAAAUCAAAAUCUCUCUUCAUAUGGACACAACGAUCUACCAGUUCGAGAAAUUAAGACAUUUUGCGAAAUAUUUUUGGAUGCAAUCUCAGAUAAAACUCUCAUUAUUUUAAUUAUUUGCGCUAUUUUAAGUUUAAUUCUUGAAGUUACAUUUGCUUCACCAGAAGAACGUAGUACAUCAUGGAUUGAUGGUGGAGCCAUCCUAAUUGCCGUUGCAAUUGUUUCAAUCGUUCAAACUAUUUCGAAUUCGAACCAAGAAAAGCAAUUUGCUGCAGUCAACCGCAUCAAAUCCAUCUUCAAAGUUACAGUCAUAAGGUAUGGCCAUACAACUCAAGUCCAAAAUCUCGAUAUCGUAGUUGGAGACGUCGUUAUAUUGGAGCCAGGCGACAAAAUACCAGCUGAUGGUGUUAUUCUUACUUCAGAAGAUCUAUAUGUUGACCAAUCGGUCGCUUCAGGCGAAAGUGAAGCCGUAUUAAAAUCAGAAACAGAUCCAUUCCUUAUUGGAGGCACACAUGUAUCAGAUGGACGUGGUUCAUUCCUUGUUACAUCCGUUGGCACAAGAACUCAGCAAGGAAAAGCAUUAAACGCCAUAGCAAAUGAAGAAUCUCGCGAAACACCACUUACAGAAAAGUUAUCUGUUCUAGCAGAACAGAUUGGCUAUCUAGGCAUGGGAUUUGCCAGUUUGGCCUUCAUUUGUAUCUUGAUUCCUUGGAUUUACCAUGAAAUCAAAUUAAAACAGUUUUCCAUCGCCAGACUUCGCGAACCCCUUGACAUGCUUGUUGUCUCCUUAACCAUUGUCGUCUGCGCUGUUCCAGAGGGUCUUCCACUCGCGGUAACCAUUUCUUUGGCUUAUUCAAUGCGAAGAAUGAUGACAGACAACAAUUUCGUCAGAAGACUCGAAGCGUGCGAAACAAUGGGAAGUGCAACAGUCAUUCUCACUGAUAAAACAGGUACACUAACUAAAAAUGAAAUGAAUAUAGAAAGAAUGAUUAUUGCAGGGUCUGUCACCACAAAUUUGCCAUCAAAAUUGAGAGAAGACAAAGAAUUUAUGUCAAAUCUUGUUGAUGGCCUUGUUGUCAAUUCCCAUGCCAUAUUAGAUGGAGCAAGUUCUAUUGGCAACCAAACAGAAUGUGCUCUUUUGAGAUUCUCUGCAAAUGCGUUGAGAAUUGAUUGGCAAAACAUAAGAAACAAUGCGAAAAUUUUACAUUGUUUCCAAUUUGACAGAAUCAGAAAAUUGAUGUCAACAAUUAUUCAAAAUGGAAAUGAUAUUGUUGUACAUACAAAAGGAGCUCCCGAUUUGUUACUUCCGAAAUGUACAAAGUUUUAUAAUGAUGAUGGUUUGAUAAAAGAAAUGACAGAAAAUAACAGAAAUUUCUUCCAACAAAAAGUGAUUGAAGAAGGAAAACAAUCAUUCAGAACAAUAGCACUAGCAUACAAGAAAUGUCCAACAAAACCAUUAACAGCUAAUGAUGCUGAAAAUGAUUUGAUUUUGUUGGCAAUUUUUAGUAUAAGAGAUACAAUUCGACCAAAUACGCAACGCUCAAUUUCCGCUGUUAAAAAUGCAGAUAUAAGAGUUGUUAUGUUGACAGGCGACCAUCCAUCAACAGCUGCUGCAAUAGCAACAGAUGUAGGUAUCCUUGAAAAUGGUUAUAAAAUAAUUACAGGAAGUGAACUGAACGGUUUGAAACCGUCUGACGUUUAUGAAAUUCUUAAAGAUGUUUCUGUUGUUGCCAGGUCUACACCUCUUGACAAACACAUGAUUGUCAAUGCUUUCAAGCAGGCGGGCGAGAUAGUUGCUGUCACAGGCGAUGGAACAAAUGAUGUCCCUGCUUUGAUGGCAGCUGAUGUUGGUUUGGCCAUGGGAAAAAGUGGAACAGAAUUAGCGAAAGAGGCGAGUGAUAUUUGUAUUUUGGAUGAUGAUUUUAGAUCUAUAGUAAGAAGUGUUGUUUGGGGUAGAGGUAUUAGUAAUAAUAUAAGAAGAUUUUUGCAAUUCCAAUUGACUGCAAAUGUUGUAACAUUAAUUAUAUCAACAUUUGAUGCAAUUUAUUCUCAAACAGCUCCUUUCAAAGCUGUUCAAUUGCUAUGGGUUAAUUUAAUCAUGGAUUCACUCGGGGCGUUGAGUUUGGCAACGGGAACACCAAGUGAUAACUUGUUGAAUAGACCUCCUAUUCCGCCUUCUUCUCCUUUGAUUUCUUUCUUCAUGUUUUAUCAGAUUUCUGUUCAAACAAUUUUCCAGUUGUUGACUAUGUUUGUUUUGUCGAAAAUACAAAAAGAAAGUGAAACAUUCGUUUUCACUGUUUUUAUUUUGUCACAGGCUUUUAAUUUGUUUAACUGCAGAGCGGCUGAACCAAAUGAUUCCGCUUUCCAGGGCGCUUUCCAUGGUUUGUUUAUUUUGAUUUUCUUGUUGAUUUGUUUGAUCCAAAUUGUUUUGGUUGAAUUUACUCCAAAAUUCUUCGCAUGCGAACCUCUCAACUUAAUGCAAUGGAUCUGCGCAUUCUUUGAUGCUGCAAUGGCUAUUCCUGUUGGAAUAAUUGCAAGAUACUGGUUCCCGAAGUUUAGAUUCUUAAGAAGCAAAUCAAAGAAAUAA
Molecule: messenger RNA, 2730 nt
Organism: Trichomonas vaginalis G3
Lineage: Eukaryota; Parabasalia; Trichomonadida; Trichomonadidae
Product: calcium-transporting ATPase protein
Exons: 1
Coding region: 1-2730 (909 amino acids)
Biological process (GO): calcium ion transmembrane transport
Cellular component (GO): intracellular membrane-bounded organelle; membrane
Molecular function (GO): P-type calcium transporter activity; ATP binding; ATP hydrolysis activity
Source: RefSeq, a predicted model, not a curated record